Molecule: messenger RNA, 3228 nt
Organism: Strongyloides ratti
Lineage: Eukaryota; Metazoa; Nematoda; Chromadorea; Rhabditida; Strongyloididae
Product: Drosha
Exons: 2
Coding region: 1-3228 (1075 amino acids)
Biological process (GO): regulation of gene expression; primary miRNA processing; rRNA processing
Cellular component (GO): nucleus
Molecular function (GO): ribonuclease III activity; double-stranded RNA binding
Source: RefSeq, a predicted model, not a curated record
AUGGAUUCUAAAAAAAGGAAAUAUUCAAGUUCUAGUCUUGCUUCUAUUAUUCUUAAUAGUAAUACAAAAGAAAAAAAAAUUAAAAAGCCUACAUUUAUAGAGGCUGAAGAUAUUUCAUCUGAUUCAGAUAUUUCCUCAAAUGAAAGAAGUAAUUCAGGAUUGUCAACAAUAAAAUCAAGGCAAAAAUUAAUAUCACCAAAAGGAAUUGAUUUUAAUUUUAGUAGUGAAUCAGAAUCAGAAAGUGAAGUUGAUGAUGAUGAUGUUCCUUUAUCUAUAUUUAAAGAAUAUACACCUUUACCAAUAACAGAAGAAGAUAUCUUAAAAAGUUUUGAAUUAAAAGGAAUUGAAUAUAAAAUUGAUAACCCUCCGUUAAUGGCUCAUGAAUUGUUAACAUUAAAUUGCAUAGAUGACGACAAAUAUUAUGUAAAAGAUAGAAAAAAUCCUUAUAAUCUUUUACAAUCGGAGAACUUAAAAAAUUUGCUUGAAUUAUUUAAUGAAAAAAUUAUUGAAAAACUUAUAAAUGAACGUGCUUUACAACCGGAAACUAAACCAUUCCAAUCCGAUAAUAAUACCUGUGAAUGUGAAUCUGAUUCUGAUGAUGAUCAUGAGCUUGUUAGAUUAAAUCAAAGAGAAAAAAAAACUAAAAAAAAUGUUAAAAAAGUUUCAAGUAAAAGAGAACAAAUUGCUACAUAUGAAGUUUUAAGGAAACGUUCUUAUAGUGCUGGAAUGAAUAAAGAAAUAGUUUUUAAUGAACCUGGUCAAAAAAAUAAUGGUGCUUUUUGUUAUUGUUCUAAAAGGCAUAGUUCAAGUGGUAUGAGACAUGGAUAUUAUCCAAAUGAAAAACCUAUACCAAAAUGUAAUUUUCAAUCAAAUGAAAUUGAUAAAUUGCAUCAUUAUAUUUUAAAAAUUAAAACUCAAUUACAUGGUUCUUCAUAUAAUCAAACAGUUAUAAAUUAUAAUAAUACUAGGUAUUGUUUUGAGGGAUUUUCAUUAUUUUUUCAUCAAAAUAUACCAAAAAAUGUGACUCAAUGUUUUGAACCAGUUAUUUUGGAGGAUGGAACUGUUAUAGAAUAUGAAUUAGUUAGUGCAAAAAAUGAAAUUAUGUAUACUGUUGGGGAAUUAGAAUAUUUUUAUCAAUACUUUUUUGUAGGUAUAAUGGAAAUGUAUGAUUUACAUUGGUUUCCUAAAUCAUGUAAAUUUCCAAAUACUGAAAAUAUAAGUUGUAAAAUUGUUCAUGUUUUGCCAAGAUUUAUCAAUGAUAAUACCAUUUUAUCAAUGGCUAAUAUUAUUAAAUGGAUGAUUGAUACAUUUAAACCUGUCUGUACACCUGAUGUAGCUGUUGCUGUACAGACAAAUGUUCAUGCAUUAACAAAAUUACGAAGAAAUAAUAUUGGAAAAAUAGUUGUUAAUUUUAAUUUACGUCCUUGUGCUAUAAGAGUUGAUGAUAUUUCAACAAUAGAUACAGAUGACAAAAAAAGUAAUAAAUAUCCAAAAAUAUAUCAUCGAACAACAAAAAUUCCUGAGUAUUCACAUGUUCAUGCAAUUGAAUAUCAAGAAACAAAAGAGAGAGCAAAUAAACUUCAAAGUAAACUUGAUAGAAGAGGAAUAAUAAGUGAAGGAGAGAAGUAUGAACUUAAGCAAUUAAAUGAAAUUUUAAAAGAUUAUAAAAAUUUGUCAGGUCGUAAAAAAUGUCGUGAGGUGUCUAUGUCGAGUAAUAAUUAUUUUUGUACAAACAUUUGUUCAGACAUGAUUGAACAUGCUGUUGUUUUAAUAUCAGUUAUUUCACUUGUACGAUUUAAUAAUUCUUUAGAUACUUUAGAAAAAGAAAAAUUAAAAUAUACUUUUAAAGAUAGAAGAUUACUUAAAUUGUCAUUAACACAUGUUUCAAAAUUUCAUCAUAUGGGUACAAAUCCAGAUCAUAUUAAAAAUGUUUUAAGAAAUUUAGGUUAUAAAAGACAAAAAAAUAAAAAUGAAUUUAUUAAUUCAAGAGAAAAAAGAAGGGAAAGAGAUAUUGCUAUGCAAAUAAAUAGACAUCCAAAUAAUGAAAGAUUAGAAUAUCUAGGAGAUACUGUAUUAGAAGUUAUUGUUACACAUCAUCUAUUUUUAACAUUACCAGAUAUUCAAGAAGGUGGUAUGGCUACAUUUAGAUCAGCAAUGGUACAAAAUAGAAAUUUAGCAAGUUUAGCUUCUAAAUUAAUGUUAGAUCAUUAUAUGCUUUAUGCUCAUGGUCCAGAUUUAUGUAAUGAAACUGACUUUCGUCAUGCUAUGGCUAAUACAUUUGAAGCUGUUAUAGGUGCAAUGCAUCUAGAUGGUGGUACCAGAGAAUGUAAAAAUAUUAUUGGUAGUUGUAUAUUUGAUGAUUGUGAAAUUUCAUUAAAAUUAUGGAAUUCACCACCAAUGUAUAAUCUUCAAGCAAAAUAUAAAGAUGGUGAUAGACAUUUAUGUGAAAAAUAUCCAUAUUUAAAUUCACUUCAAAGAUUUGAAAAAGAAAUUAAUAUAUUUUUUAAAAAUAUUCGUAUACUAGCACAAGUUUUUUGUAGAACAUCUCUAUGUAAAAAUGCUUUAACAGAAGGUGACAAUGAACGUUUAGAAUUUUUAGGUGAUGCUGUAUUACAAUUAGUUAUAACAGAAUAUUUAUAUCAAAAUUUUCCUGAUCGUGAUGAAGGUUAUAUGUCUCAAUUAAGAACUUGUCUUGUUUCAAAUAAAACACAAGCUUGUGUUUGUGAUGAUCUUGGUCUUCAAAGAUAUAUUAUGCCAAGUAAACCAAAUGAAGAUGUUUGUUCAAUACAAAUGAAAAUGAAAGAUAAAGCUGAUUUAGUUGAAGCAUUAAUUGGAGCAUUAUUUAUAGAUAGAGGAAUUGAUAUUUGUAGACUUUUUAUACGUGAAAUGUUUAUGUCAAGACUUCAUUAUUUUAAAGAUGAUAUGACAUGGAAAGAUCCAAAAAGUUAUUUACAACAAUAUUGUCUUUCAAAACAUCUUAAACCUGAUGGUAGUUCUACUGGACUUUUACCAAAAUAUAAAGUUCUUAAAAAAGAUAUUUAUAAUAAAACACACUAUCAUUUAGUUGCUGUAUAUUUUAAUGAUAUACGUGUUGGAAGAGGUUUAGGGUCAAAUAUUGUUGAUGCAGCUCAAGCGGCCUCUUCAGCAGCAUUAGAGUAUUUAGAAAGAAAAGAUGUUCAAGCCAAAGUAUUCAAGUUCGAUCCAAAUAGAGAUUAUUCACAAGCUUAG